UUUCAGGUAGUGCGGCUAUAUGCGAAAUCAAGAGAAGCUCUGGACACAAAUGUUGAAUUUCUAGCCCUUCAUGCUCAGCUGAAAGCUUUGAAAGAAUCUGCAGAACUGCAGAAGCUGCAGCAGCUGAAGGAAGAAAUUGGAGAGUUGUCUGCGGCUGACCAGGAGCGCUAUAUAAACCUUAAGAAAAUGAGCGAACAUAAAUUACUUGCAGCUGCGGAUGUUAUCUGUUGCACAUGUUCGUCAGCUGCCGAUGCACGUUUAUCUAGGAUAAAAAUCAAGUACAGUCCUCUCCUCACUAUGUGUGUAUUGGUAGAUGAGUCUACACAAGCAACAGAACCCGAGGUCCUUGUUUCGAUUGUUCGUGGUGUGCGACAGCUAAUUCUAGUCGGGGAUCAUUGCCAGCUGGGGCCAGUUAUCCUUUGUAAGAAGGCUUCAAAGGCCGGAUUAUCUCAGUCACUGUUUGAGCGUUUAGUUCUGCUUGGAAAUCGACCUAUUCGCCUUCAAGUAAUUUUUGAUACUGUUGGCUGUUCUGCGCUAACUACUGUGCAAUAUCGUAUGCAUCCUGAGCUGUCAUCUUUCCCGAGUAAUGUGUUCUAUGAAGGCAGUCUCCAAAAUGGGGUUACUCAAACCGAACGUCAACUCCGUGGUGUAGAUUGGGAAUGGCCAGUUCCUGGGCGACCAAUGAUUUUCUGGUCAUGCUAUGGUCAGGAAGAAAUGAGUGCUAGUGGAACUUCAUUUCUAAACAGAACUGAAGCGGCGAAUGUCGAGAAACUUGCUAGUAAAUUGAUAAGGGGAGGUAUGCGCCCUGAGCAAAUUGGAAUUAUAACCCCCUAUGAAGGACAACGUUCAUACAUAGUACAAUACAUGCACACACAAGGCACUCUCAAUAGCAAACUCUAUGAAAACAUGGAAAUUGCUAACGUUGAUGCUUUUCAAGGACGUGAGAAAGACUUAAUUAUUGUAACAUGCGUAAGAUCUAAUGAUCACUCCGGCAUUGGCUUCCUCAAUGAUCCGCGCCGUUUGAACGUUGCUUUGACUAGGGCAAAGUAUGGUCUGAUAAUUAUCGGAAAUGCCAAGGUAUUAGCGCGGCAGCCAUUGUGGAAUGACCUUUUAACAACGUUCAAUCAGAAGAAUGUAAUUGUCGAAGGACCUAUCAAUAAUCUCAAAUCAGUACAAGUCACCCUACCAAAACCCAAGCCACAACGGACGAAUCCGGCUUAUCCGACUGAUCGAUAUGGCAUUCAACGAGCAACAUACACUUUGCGCGAAUAUCGUGGUGGUUAUGCAAGAGAAAUGCCACCAAUGGAUCCUCAUUCUGCUAUAUCUGCUCAAUCUCUGCGUCAUGCUGCAAAUCUCCCUGUUCCUUUGCAUAUGUUGCAAAUGUUCCCUCCACCGCCAUUCCCCCAGCAACCACAGCAACAAAGAUUUCCCUCUGGGCGACGGAAUGCUCCUGCUUGGCCCCCUACUCCUCAAGCAAUGGGUGGUCCCUCAUUUCGUAUGGGACAGUCGCAAAAUGACUACGGAGGGAUGUAUGCAUCCCAAGCUUCUCAAGAUCCUUUGGUCGGUGUUGAUGCUUAUGGAGAUGUGUCCAUAUCUGGUUGGACGCAGUCACAAUCUCAGAAUGUGCCAUCAAUCUCAAUGCAAUCACAGCGACCGGUGACAGCGGUUUCCCAGCAGGAUGACUACCGACAUAUGGCGUUCAGUCAGGAUAUUGAAAAUGAUAUGGCCAACCUGCUGCUCUCACAGGGACCUUGA
Messenger RNA from Strongylus vulgaris, 1755 nucleotides. The record is from the annotation of a GenBank genome assembly. Lineage: Eukaryota; Metazoa; Nematoda; Chromadorea; Rhabditida; Strongylidae.